Molecule: messenger RNA, 4339 nt
Organism: Zerene cesonia (dogface butterfly)
Lineage: Eukaryota; Metazoa; Arthropoda; Insecta; Lepidoptera; Pieridae
Exons: 2
Coding region: 228-1541 (437 amino acids)
Biological process (GO): negative regulation of meiotic nuclear division; regulation of mitotic nuclear division
Cellular component (GO): nucleus
Source: RefSeq, a predicted model, not a curated record
GACUGAAUGGCUUCUAUGAAGUUUCUAAAAGUUUAACGUAAAAAGCUUUGAUUUAAUUUUAAAUAUUAUUUGUUUAAUGUUUCCUAAUCAAUAAAUUGUAAUAAAAUUAAAAUGGUGACUAGACGAUUUAAAUACAAGCAGACUUAGAAAAAGAUACGGGCAUGUAUAAAAUCAGUUAUUAGUGGGGCUUGUGAUUACUGUCUGAAGAAUAAAACAAAAGUACAAAAAUGAAUAUUCAUUCAGAACUUGCAGAACCUCUAACACCAGGGAUUUCUUACGAGAAUAGCAGCUAUUGGAAGAAUGAAGAUAGUGGUUAUCAUACUUCGUAUACUCCUGGCUCAUUGGAAUGUUCAGAAGUUUCUUCCGACAGUGUCAAUUCCGCUUUAAUCAAUGGAAAGAUUUGCUUUAGUGGCUCGUACCAAGUGGACUGCUUUAACUUAACCCCUGACGUCAAUGUAUUAUCAAACCAUAAAUAUAAUUUUACUUCAAGUAUUAGGAACAAUGAGUUCAAAGACUCUCCACAAAAUCGUAGGGGUAUCAAACGAGCCUUUCAAGAUGAUUCCGAAAACACUUAUUCAUCAAUUCCUACACCAACAACAUUAAUAGCUGGCGGAUUGCGGAAACUUAAGUUUAAUGAUGGCAAUAGAAUUAAAACAUCAAAAAGUUUGGGCCACACAGAUUCUUUAAAUGAAUUCUACAAUUUUCAUAAUCAAGCACACACUUUUCCAUCUACACCAGUAAAAAAGCUAUGUCGAACCAGUUGCAAGUUAAAUAGUCCUCUGAGUUUGAAACGACCAGCCAAAAAACUAAACUUUGUAAUCCAUUCACUAUCUUGUGAGAGUCAGGGAUUACAGCAAGUGUCCAAAGUCACAAAACCCAAAGCUGUGAAAUCUAUCCAAUUUAAGCCUGAACAGAAAAUUGACAUAAUAAAGAUGUUAUAUGAAAAAGCCAAUGUAACACCACCUCUAAUGAAGAUCUGUAGUUACCUUUCAAAUGAGGAUAUUUAUAAUUUUACUUUAGUGAGCCCUGUGUGGCUAAGGGUGUGGGAAGAUGUGAGCGAACAGAGUAAACAAUUGGAGUAUAUAAACUUUUUGAAGAGGGCUAAAGAGAAUCAGGAAAAUAAAGAAGCCACACCUAAAACAAGUGAAUCUAAUCCAAUAAGGCCAUUAAUGGAAAUACAUAAUGUUAUAAACAACAACAUUAUUCCAAAAGCUCAUACAAUUAGUCCUCCAGGCACUCCUAGAACAAUCAAAUUUAAGAAAUUUACUAAGACAGCAGCAUUGGACUUGCGUAAACAGCUUUCAUGUGUGAGGUGCCAUCAACCUGCUAAAGUUACAGAAGAAAGCACGGGUGAAGAAUGGGUGGAGUGUACUAGUUCAACAUGCUCAUAUCAGUUUUGUAAGUUUUGUAGAUGUGAUCGUCAUUCAGGUAAGAGUUGCUUUCAAUACGAUCUGGAUGGCCCUAGUCCCUCGAAACGAAAGAAGAAUACCUGUGCAGUUGGUACAAAGAAAAGUAGGAAGAAUCUUAGGAGACUCUUGUGACUUGUUACUAUUUAGUUUGAACGGUACCAGUGAUUUGCUGAUAGUGUCAUUGCAUUCCAUGUCCAAAGAUUGAUGAUUUUUAAAAUCAUCCUUUAAGAGAUUAAAUAAUUGUAACUGUUUUUGGAGUAUGUAAAGAUAUCUAGGGUCUGAUAUAGUGCCAUUUAUAUUUAUAUGUCAAGCAUUUACUUUACCUCAUUUUAACUAUUUUACUAAUGUAACAUUUUGUGAGGUCCAGAUAAGAUUUUAUUUGUUAUUCAAAAUUUAUGGAGAAGAUUUUUUUUGGAUUUCAAUGAUAGUGUUAAUAGUUUUAACUGAAUUCAAUAGAAUUUUAAUGGAUGACAAUAAAAGAUAUCUGUUUAAGAUUUAACAAUCUGGAGUUAGAAUAAUGUGACAGACUGAUAGAUUUGCCAUAAAUGGUUUAGUUUGUAGUUUUAUACUUGUAAAUAUUUUAGUGUUACUAAUGUAGUGAUGUACAAUACUGUUUUAUUCUAGACAUUAUUUGUAAGAUUUUUUUAGUAUGUGCAGGUAGAUUGUGUUGACUAUGAAUGUACAAUAUCCUGUGAUAUUACAUUUAAAAUUCCAGUCACAUUUUUUGUAAAAGCUGGAUAAAAUUAUUGAAAUCAAUCUAAUUAAGGGAUGCUUAAUUUUUAAUUUGAAUGUUAAUUGAAAAAGUAAGAUCCUUGUUUAUUUAUUAAAAUAUUAUAUGCUCGUUAUACAAUCUUAUCGGUAGUGCAACCUAAAUAAAAAUGAAUAAGGAACUCACUUUUUUAAGUAACUACAAAUUACGCAACGAAAUUUUGUCCAAGCAGUUCUAUUCCAGGCUUUGGCCUUUUUUUAAGACUGUCCUUUUGCCAUUUAUUGAUGUUGAACUUAAACAUACUCAUUAGACUUUAAAUUUGCUUCAACUAGUUUUAUAACAUCACUAUAGUAGUUUAUUGAUUAUAAUAAUUUAGGCUAUACAUGCUCUCUCUUUUCCUCGAUAUUAAUAUUUUUAUAUGUGUACUUUAUGUAUCUUAAAUUUUAUUGUAACUAAACAAUAGACACACAGUUUUACCAAAUAAUGUAUCUAAAAGCGUCAUUUAGCUUUACGAAAUCAUCAGACAGUUAUUACAUUACAUAACGUUUUCUUAAUACUCCUUCGAUAUUUUCUAGUCUUAAAUAUUACAAGCCCUAUGUUCGUAAUUGUUUCUACAAUCGAAUAAGCUUUCAUUUUGUAGUCGCUAGAUAAAUAGUUUAAAGAUAAACUCAUUAGUAAUAAUUGGCAUCAUCACAGUUUACAAACUCAAAAUCCCUAAUUAAAAUAAACAAUUACUUUAAUGAGUUUUUUUGAUAACACUCACAAGGUAGUGCGCAACUUAUAUGGAAUAAAAUGAGAUCAUAUCCCAAACUUGUUCUUGUUUUUAAAGAAUAAAGAUAUACAUUACGUUUCACGUGUUGCGAAAUAAUUAACGAUGUUGCCAUUAUACGAUUAAGCAAAAUCGAAUUGGUGUCGCGUAGUACCGUUAAGGUCCCUUGCUUGAAUUGAAACGCGCGUAACGGUUUUCAAUACCAGUGUAGAAAAUGCCUACAUUUACCAUUACUUGUUUUAUUUAUAUACGAUUAUUUAUAUUAUUAUUUAAUUAAACAUGUCAAACAUUUGCUUCAAUAAUAACCUCAAUAUUUUAAAUUCAAUCUGUUCGAUUAGUAUGCUUAAACUGGUUUUGGAAAAAUGGGCCUUCAUAAGCUCUCACAAAAUAUAGGUAGGUAUGUUUAGUAGAAACCGCUACCAGCGCUCAAUUUAAACAAGGCAUUUCAGUAACUUUUGGGCUACACGUACUAUAAACCAUUUUUCGGAGAUGUAAAAGAUUGUUUUUCUACAUCAGAUGAAUCUUUAAAUGUUCAGGACACCUUGAACACACAAAACACACUUAAAUGCACAAUAUUCAAAAGAUGAAUGAUGUUAAUCAAAUUUAUUGCACAAAAUUAUGAAAGAAUGUUGAGUACAAUUAAGCUACUACAAGAAACUGAAUUGUAUUGUUUUGUAUUUUUCUAGUAAUUAUUAAUAUGUUAAUAUAACAGUACCACUCAUACAAGUGAAUUUCUUUUACUAGGAUAAAAGGUGUAAUGAGCUUUAAAGGGAUGUUCUUUAUCAAGAUAGUUUUAAAUUUCACUAUUAAAAUACUACAUUCCGUCAAAAAGCUUCCUUGUACAUUGCAGGUAGGUAAAAUCACAAAAGCAAAAAUAGCAAUGAACAUAUUUUGUUAUUAUUUCCUUAUCAAUAAACUCUCCAAAGAUAUUAUUUUUAAAGCAUAGUGCAGCUUACACCUGACCUGUUACGUUAGUUUAAAUUAUUUACAGUACUUUAAGCUUAAUUAACAUUUAUUUGGAGAGUAUAACACUGAUCACGCAUAUCAAAAAAUCUGCAAUGCACUGUUUUUUAUACAUCAAGCCACCAAAUACAUGUUAAAUAAUCUUGAAAGUAUUAUUGAAAUGAUGUCCCGAAACAUUUAUAUAUAUAAUUAACUUUUGUCUGACAAUUACACGUUAAUUUAUGUAGUGAUAUGUUUUAUUUAUUUGUAAAUAAACAUUUUAUUUUAAUGGUUUAAACGCAAAUAAGUAAUUUGAUUGUUCAAUGUGGAAUACAAUUUAAUUUAAUGAAUCUUGUAUUAUUUUAAGUUUCUUGUGUCAAUUUCUAUAUUCAAACAAUUGGAACGAAUGUGUUUGAUUUUUUUAUUAUUUUUCCGUGUAAAUAGUGUUUUAAUGUGUUAAUUGUAUGGAAUGCUUGAGAAGCUCUCUUUAUAAUAAAAGUCACAAAAUAA